Procambarus clarkii (red swamp crayfish) is the source of this 1787-nucleotide messenger RNA. The record is from RefSeq and is a predicted model, not a curated record. NCBI's taxonomy places the organism in Eukaryota, Metazoa, Arthropoda, Malacostraca, Decapoda, Cambaridae.
CCAAGUACCAUGCUGGUAGGUCACACUCCGUCACCAAGUACCAUGCUGGUAGGUCACACUCCGUCACCAAGUACCAUGCUGGUAGAUCACACUCCGUCACCAAGUACCAUGCUGGUAGGUCACACUCCGUCACCAAGUACCAUGCUGGUAGGUCACACUCCGUCACCAAGUACCAUGCUGGUAGGUCACACUCCGUCACCAAGUACCAUGCUGGUAGGUCACACUCCGUCACCAAGUACCAUGCUGGUAGGUCACACUCCGUCACCAAGUACCAUGCUGGUAGGUCACACUCCGUCACCAAGUACCAUGCUGGUAGGUCACACUCCGUCACCAAGUACCAUGCUGGCAGCAGGUGUAGUUGUGUUGUGUUGUGUGGCUGCGGCCCUGGCGGACACGCCGGCCAACUGCCUCUACGAGGACAUCAGGGGCACCUGGACCUUCUCGGAGACGGAGCGGACGGGCGACAACACCAUCAACUGUGACGAGCUGGGCCCCAUCGUCCACACCAAGACCUUCACCCUCAGCUUCCCCAACACUGCUGCUGAUGAGUAUGGCAACGAGGGAACCUGGACUAUGAUCUACAACCAGGGCUUCGAGGUGAACAUCAACGAGCGCUCAUACUUCGCCUUCUCCUACUACGAAGGUGACUUCAGCUCCUCGGUGUCCUACUGUGACCGCACCUUGAACGGUUGGUCAAGAGACAAGACGGUCAGGAACUGGUCCUGCUUUACAGCCAACAAAGUUAACCAGACAACUCCCCGCACGUCCAAAAAUCUGAAGAAGGUGUCUUCGACACAACUCUUCAAGAAUGACCAUAAGAUGAUAGAGGAUAUCAACACCUCUCAGAGCUCCUGGCGGGCCAAAGCCUACCCCAAGCACGAGAGAUAUACAGUGGGAGAGAUGCAGAAGCGCGCCGGCGCCACGGGAGCGCCGCGCCACGCAUCGCCCAAGCCGGCGCCGGCCACCCCUGAGCAGAAGGCCCGCGCUGCCUUUCUACCUGAGAACUUCGACUGGCGGGACGUGGAUGGCGUUAACUACGUGUCUGAUGUGAGAGAUCAAGAGUCCUGCGGCUCCUGCUUUGCCUUCGCCUCCUUGGGUAUGCUGGAAGCCAGGGUCAGGAUCGCCACCCGUAACCAGCGUCAGGAUGUCUUCUCCACCCAGGACGUGGUGUCGUGCUCUCUGCUGUCUCAAGGCUGUGACGGAGGCUUUGGCUACCUCAUUGCAGGCAGAUACUCCCAAGACCAGGGAGUGGUCGCCGAGGAGUGCAACCCCUACACUGCUCAGGAUGACCCGUGUAACACCAACAAGAGCUGCCCGCGUACCUACGUCAGCGAGUACCACUAUGUGGGCGACUUCUUCGGAGGUUGCAACGAGGAGGCGAUGUUGGAGGCUCUCGUUGAUGGCGGACCCUUUAAUUUGGCCUUCAUGGUCUACGACGACUUCGUGAGCUACAGCGGAGGCAUCUACCAUCACACCGGCUUGUCCAACGGUUUCAACCCCCUGCAGGACACUAACCACGAGGUGCUGCUGGUGGGCUACGGGGUGGAGGAGACCACGGGGGAGAAGUUCUGGGCGGUGAAGAACUCGUGGGGCGCUGACUGGGGCGAGGACGGCUUCUUCAGGGUCAGGCGAGGCACUGACGAGUGUGGCAUCGAGUCUGAGGCCACCCAGGCCACUGUCAUCCCAUGAGGAAGUUCAUCACCAUAACAUAUAGUGAACGUAAUGUUACGGCAUCAUGUGUUAUAAGCUGUAAUCAUCUAUCUUAAAUAAAUGCCUUAAAUAAAUGC